GAUACACAGUUUGGACGAUGCUGUCAGGACUCAGGAGGACCUGAAGGAGCAGGUGGCCAUGGUGGAGCGCAGAGCAAACCUGCUGCAGGCUGAAAUUGAGGAGCUUCGGGCAGCCCUGGAGCAGACGGAGCGCUCGAGGAAACUGGCCGAGCAGGAGCUGCUGGAUGCCACUGAACGUGUGCAGCUGCUCCAUACCCAGAACACCAGCUUGAUCAACACCAAGAAGAAGCUGGAAACAGACAUUGCCCAAAUUCAGAGUGAAAUGGAGGAUACGAUCCAGGAAGCCCGCAAUGCUGAAGAGAAGGCCAAGAAGGCCAUCACAGAUGCAGCCAUGAUGGCAGAAGAGUUGAAGAAGGAGCAGGACACCAGUGCCCACCUGGAGAGGAUGAAGAAGAACCUGGACCAAACGGUGAAGGACCUGCAGCACCGUCUGGAGGAGGCUGAGCAGUUGGCCCUGAAGGGAGGCAAGAAGCAAAUCCAGAAGCUGGAGGCCAGAGUGCGGGAGCUGGAAGGGGAGGUCGAUGCUGAGCAGAAGCGCAGCGCUGAGGCCGUGAAGGGUGUGCGCAAGUACGAGAGGAGGGUGAAGGAGCUGACCUACCAGGAGGAGCUGUCCAACGUCAACCUCUCCAAGUUCCGCAAGAUCCAGCACGAGCUGGAGGAAGCCGAGGAGCGGGCUGACAUUGCGGAGUCGCAGGUCAACAAGCUCCGAGUGAAAAGCCGAGAGUUUCAUGGCAAGAAGAUUGAAGAGGAAGA
This is a messenger RNA of Apaloderma vittatum (bar-tailed trogon), 753 nucleotides long. RefSeq names its product myosin-8-like. Gene Ontology annotation, cellular component: myosin complex; cytoplasm; cytoskeleton. The record is from RefSeq and is a predicted model, not a curated record. Gene Ontology annotation, molecular function: protein serine/threonine kinase activity. The transcript has 5 exons. Gene Ontology annotation, biological process: peptidyl-threonine phosphorylation; actomyosin structure organization. The annotation marks the transcript as partial. NCBI's taxonomy places the organism in Eukaryota, Metazoa, Chordata, Aves, Trogoniformes, Trogonidae.